Messenger RNA from Macaca mulatta (Rhesus monkey), 4682 nucleotides. RefSeq names its product WD repeat domain 89 (gene WDR89). NCBI's taxonomy places the organism in Eukaryota, Metazoa, Chordata, Mammalia, Primates, Cercopithecidae. Gene Ontology annotation, molecular function: protein binding. The record is from RefSeq and is a predicted model, not a curated record.
GAAACACUAACAUUUAUUGUUUACGAACAUACAUGCAGUGUUUACACACUUCUUAAAUGUUGUCUUUAAUGCUGCUGAUAAACCAAAGGAUAAAAAGUCCAACGGAACACAACAAAACCACAAUAAAUGUCAACGGGUGUUAUUAACAAUAUGGAAGAACUCUAGUAACAACCACAUUUAAAGCGACAGGACGCGAAAGUUCCGGACUACAAAUCCCAGAGUUCCCUAGAGUCGAGGCGGAGCUACCUUCAAACUGAUAGCUUUUUCACCCAAUGAGAGCCAGAAAAUUCCUAAACCACAUUCAGCCCGGCCAGAAGGGCUGGUUUCUUGGCGUGCGAACACUAAGGUAGUCUAACAUUACGUAGACUUUCUGAACAUGAGUGGCAGUUUCAGGGCCUAAGUCUAACUACUAAAUUAUUUCUCCCUGCAUUAGUCUCCUAGUGACCUUAAUAACUCUCUACCCAACUCUAGCUCGGUGGAAACUCGAACGUCUAAAUGCUAAAACUGACGUACAUCAGUACCAGCGGAUAAAUGUAGUCGACCAGGGGAAAGGCGGAAACCGCCCUUAUUCUUGCCCUUUAUUGGCCACGCAUCCCACCAAUGGGGCCAUUACACUUCCGCUAACGAAAUGUAUGGCGUGGUGGUGUGAGACUUGUACGUACGCUGGGUCUACGAAGGGGCAGCUGUUCUGCUCUCAUCCAAUCGGAAGCUAGCAAGAAUUCCCCGGGCCUCUAUGCCCCACAGCUUUCGCGUCGCGUUACGGCCCGCCUCUCUGCAGCCGACCAAUCCUCUUGAUUUUCUUGUGCGCAUUACCCAAUCAGAGAGGUCGAGGCGGGGUUCCAGUGGACCGCUCUAAGCCGCCGCGCAGCCUGCGUUUUCUCCGGUACAGGUUGAGGGCUGGCACCUGAGGUACAUUUUGCUGGGCCAGGCUGGGCUGGGUCCCCGGGAUGGGCAGCCCUCUCGACGAGCGGCGAUGCCGUGGUUGAGUCUAGAAAGCUAAAGUCGCUGGACAUCUAUCGCAGGAGCUAGGAGGGACGUGGGAGGUCUGGUCGGAGUGUGCACGUGUUGGAGGUCUCGCCUCGCAGUGGGAGUCACCGGGUCAAACCUGCUGGCCCUGGCCAAAGAACCUUCUGCGGGUGAGGCUGCUGUUGCCGUUGCGGUUCCCAGCACUUCCUCUGGGGCAUUUUUCAGUAAAAGCCAAACGCCCUUGUUCAUUUUCAGGGAAAGACGUGUUUCCUCCUGCUCUUCACUCUCCGCGGAUACUCUCUCCACCACCUUCUGAGUUUAGUAUAAUCCUUUCGUAGGCCAGAAAGCAGAUUUUCUCUUGGGAAGAGACGUCCCAUAGUAUGGGAUUUGGUAGGAUACCAGCAACUGGUUUAUUAUAUCGUUUAAACCACAUGGCUAUCUAAAGAGGUAUUUGUUACAAAUAAAAUGGUGAUGAACACGUGUACAGGUGUUUGUAUGGACAUAAGUUGUCAUUUCUCUUGAGUAAAUACCUAAAAGUGGGAUUGCUGGAGUUUUACUACCCUUGGAUGCUGCUGUUGAUAUGGAAAAGAUUGAGGAACAGUUUGCUAAUCUGCACAUUGUUAAAUCUUCCUCAGGAACCAAAGAGCCCACUUACCUUCUUGGUAUAGACACAUCAAAGACUGUCCAAGCAGGAACAGAAACUGUGGCUGCUGUUUUAUGUUCUAAUGGAUCAAUCAGAAUAUAUGAUAAAGAAAGGUUAAAUGUACUACGAGAAUUUAGUGGAUAUCCUGGACUUCUUAAUGGAGUCAGAUUUGCAAAUUCCUGUGAUAGUGUAUAUUCAGCAUGUACUGAUGGCACUGUGAAAUGUUGGGAUGCUCGAGUAGCCAGAGAAAAACCUGUUCAGCUCUUCAAGGGUUACCCUUCCAAUAUUUUUAUCAGUUUUGAUAUUAAUUGUAAUGAUCAUAUUAUUUGUGCUGGUACAGAAAAAGUUGAUGAUGAUGCAUUGUUGGUGUUUUGGGAUGCAAGGAUGAAUUCUCAGGAUUUAUCUACAACUAAAGACCCACUUGGUGCAUAUUCAGAGACACAUAGUGAUGAUGUCACUCAAGUACGUUUCCAUCCCAGCGAUCCCAACAUGGUAGUCUCAGGUUCAUCUGAUGGCCUGGUAAAUGUAUUUGAUAUUAAUGUUGAUAAUGAGGAGGAUGCACUGGUUACAACCUGUAACUCAAUUUCAUCAGUAAGCUGUAUUGGUUGGUCUGGGAAAGGUUAUAAACAGAUUUACUGCAUGACACAUGAUGAAGGAUUUUAUUGGUGGGAUCUUAAUCAUCUGGAUACUGAUGAACCAGUUACACGUUUGAACAUCCAGGAUGUCAGAGAGGCAGUUAACAUGAAAGAAGAUUCUUUGGACUAUUUGAUUGGUGGCCUGUACCAUGAAAAGACAGACACAUUGCAUGUUAUUGGAGGAACAAACACAGGAAGGAUUCACUUGAUGAACUGCAGCACGUCAGGACUGACUCAUGUGACUAGCCUUCAGGGUGGGCAUGCUGCUACAGUCCGUUCUUUCUGUUGGAAUGUGCAAGAUGAUUCUUUGUUGACUGGAGGAGAAGAUGCACAGUUGUUACUUUGGAAACCUGGAGCUAUAGAGAAGACCUUUACUAAGAAAGAGAGCAUGAAAAUAGCAUCUUCUGUGCACCAACGAGUACGAGUUCAUAGUAAUGAUUCUUAUAAAAGAAGGAAAAAGCAGUGAUAAUGCAUUUGGCACUUUGACAUUUGGGCUGCUUCUACCUCUUGCCAAUUGGGAGUAAUACUGCAAUGAACAUGGGUGUACAAAUAUCUCGUCAAGAUCCUGCUUUCAGUUCUUUUGGAUAUAUACUCAGAAGUGGAAUUGCUGGAUCAUAUGGUAAUUCUAUUUUUAGUUUUUUGAAGAAUCAUGUUAACUUUUAAACAAAUAGCCCCAUUCUCACGGAGUGUAGUGCAAUAUGUGAAGAGGUGGCAUAUUGCCUUCCCUCUAAUUAAAUUGAAAAUAGCAAUCGUGCUCAUAUAUAACCAUUAAAAUAUGUUUAAACUUCUUACUUAAGAUGCAUCAAUUACACUGUUGGCAACUAUAGACGCUUUCAUUUCCUCCCAGUCUCAGUCAACAAGCUGUUCUUUACUUUUAACAACGCCCUCCCCCAAUAUCAGGGUCACUAGAGCAGAAGAUUCCUGAUGGAAGGACCUGUGUUGUUCAAUACUGUGCCCCAAGUAACUAGCACAGUAGUUGGCAUAGAAUAAGCACUCAAAAAGAAUGGAUACAUGAACCAGUGCGUGCAUGAAUAAGAAGACCAUGUUGCUAGGAAUAGUGUAAAAAAAUUGAACUUAGCCCCAGGAGAGAAAGGAGCAAGCAGGAAGUGGAACACAGAUGGCAAAGAGACAUUUAAUGACAUGAAUUUUGCCAGAAUGAUGACACCAUCCCUAGGAUGAAUUCAGAGUAAAGCUCUGAUGAUCACACAGGAUCAUACCAGCCAUGAAGGUUUGAGGAGAUGGGAAACCCAUGGAAUGCUAAUGAUAAGGUCCUUUCAGAUUAAUAGGAUUGCGCUCUAGGGAUUAAAACCCAAGGGAGUGCUGAUAGUGCAGGACCCUCUUCCCCUUCUCUUCUGCCACACAGCAUGGACUCUGGGGUAUGGGCGGGUGGGGUGAGGAGCAUUGGAAGCAAAAGCAUUAUCACACCAAGUGGAAGAUUCCGUGCUGGCCGGCUUGCUGCACACGAGGCCAACUGAAGCCCUCUGAUGGGGACUGGAGUGUGAAGUAAAGAGGGGAUUCAACACUCCAGGAUGAGUUAUCGUCUCACGAAAGAAGCAAACUCUCCUACUAAAGGCUGCUGUCCUCACAUCUUUGCACUUGAUACGCAAUCUUAGGAAAUGAACUGGAGAAAAUGGGAUUACACUGUAUCAAUAGAAAUUAAACUUAGAACAAAAAUUGCAUGAAUUUAUAAAGGGUAUAUAAGCCCUGGAACAAAUUGUUCAGUGGAAAUGAUGCUGUCACAUAUCUGAAGCAUUCAUGAAUCGUAAGUUCACUUCCAUUCAAAUGAAGAGACGAAAUUCAAGAGAAGAGUUCCUUUUAAUAGGCAUAUCCCCCCAGAGGGAUAAAAGACAAGGUUGGGUUGCUUAGUGAUUACAUGAAAUAGUUUCUUAUCCCCUUAGUCAAGAGUUUAAAUUUCACUAACAAAUCAAUACAGUGAGUAGUGGAAUCUUUUAUUGCUUUAUAGGGGAGUCAACAUGGCUUAAUAGAAAACUCACUAAACCUGGGCUCAGAGGUUCUGCAUUCAGAUAUUAAUAUUGCCUUGACCACAUUAGCCUUUUAGAGAAUGAUCAGUUUCCAUCACACACACUGCCAACAGUGUGAGACAAAUCCGACCAUGUUUCUCCCCAACAUAAAAUUCUUCGUGGAGGUAAUUUUACACCUAUAGGGCAAAUUCUGAACAUCUCUGUUUCAUUAUUUGACUCUUUCUUACCUAAGCAACCUUAACUUACAUCAUUUGCCCCUCACUUCAUGUGAAGCAACACUGAACAGUAGGUAGUUCUUUCGGGAUAUACCAUGCUCAUUCACGCUUACUCUGCUUGAAAUUCUCUCUCCACUCAUUUGGCAAACUUUUACUCAUUUUUUUUCUGUCUCCGCUUAACUGCCACUUCUGUACCGGCAUGGUGACUCACACCUUAUAACCCCAGCACUUUGGGAGGCCA